ACGCAGGAAGCGGAGCGUUAACCAUGCGUCCCGUAUUAUUGUUCCAGAUGGCUUUGCUGCCUAUCGUCACUGCUUCCUGGACAUCGCAGAAUGAUACCUGCGCUGCGCGUGCUCGUGGAACAAGCGGAAACUUCGCCCAUUUGGCAAUCAGUUGGACGUCAGGCAUCCUACAAGAUACCGGCAGCGCAUGCGUCACAUCGGCCAGUCCCGAACCUAUAAAGGAGCAGCUCCAACACGGAUUCCUCAGUGGGCUCGGCGAAAACGCAGGAAGCGGAGCGUUAACCAUGCGUCCCGUAUUAUUGUUCCAGGUUAGUUGUGUUCACUCAUACCGCAGCGAUGAAAGAGGCGUUGUUGUUGUGCCGUGCCCACGGACUUUGAUUGCAUUAGCCUACGAGUGUUAUCAUGUGUGCAAAUUGUUACUUUACGUUGAUACAAGGCCAAAGGCUAUUAGGGAUGAUCUGGCAGAGCUUAAAAAGCGGUUGGAAGACGCCGAAAAAACCGUCAAUGCAUUCUCGACCCGAAUGGCCCACCUUGAAACUAAUGUCAGUGAAAUAGCACAUAAAGUAGACAAUUGCGAAAUCCUUAGCAAUUCUGUUGAAAAACUUCAACAAACACUCGUAUUGCAACAGGCUAAACUUGUAGAACUGGAAGAUCGGAGUCGGAGAUCUAAUCUUGUGGUUUUCGGCAUAGAUGACCGAACAAAUGAAACUGAGGCUGAUCUGCGACAGAAAGUAAUCAAGGAUGUGUUCGAGGACAGACUUGGUGUAAAGUGUUUGUCUAUUGCUCGGAUACAUCGCCUGGGAAAACAUCCUGGAAAGCGACCUGUAAUCCUGUUUUUUCAAAAUUAUAUGGAAAAACAAGAAGUGCUACGCAACUGCAAAAAGCUUAAGGGAACGCAGAUUUCCGUGCAAAAUGACUUCUCUGUCGAAACAUUAAGAAAACGAAAACUGUUGUGGCAAAGUGCUAAAGCUGAUAAAGAACAAGGAAAGAAGGUCGCACUAGUGAACGAUAAACUUCGCAUCGAUUCCCAAUUCUACGCAUGGGAUGACGUUUCGAACACACGUGUUGUUGUCCGAUCCGGGAAAGAUCCUACACCAAGAGCGUAGCUUUCACAGUCUACUCUUAAGAAUCUUCGUGUGCUCUCUUUUAACGCCAGAAGCAUUGUGAACAAAGUGGAAAAACUAGAAAUAUUGCUUUUGACUUACGACCCUCAUGUGGUUGCUAUCACUGAGACGUGGUUGCAUGAUGGCGUACACGAUGAUGAAGUUAUUCCGCCCGGCUAUCAGAUACACAGGCGUGAUCGAGGCACACGUGGCGGAGGAGUUGCUGUCAUUUCUAAACUCGGUAUUGAUGUAUGUCUGACAAACCAGAUUAAUGAUCACGAAAGCCUGUUUCUGAACGUCACUGUUAAUGCUGUUACAUUUAUGCUUUGUGUUGUUUAUAAAGCCCCUGAAAUGUCAGAAUCAUUUCUCGAACAACUUUACGAUCAUCUUCUUCUAAAACACCCACGACACGUGAUUAUUACAGGAGAUUUCAACCUUCCAGCUAUUAAAUGGGAUAAAUUAGUUUACGGGCAAUCUAAAUCGAGUGAUGUUAUUUUAGACACAAUGCUAGCUCUGAACCUUGAUCAGAUUGUCUGUGAACCUACGCGCAACAGUGCUGUCUUGGACUUAUUCUUUGUAAGUGAUAUGUUUUUAAAUGGUGUUAUUAGUACUGAACCUGGCAUGUCGGAUCACAGCUUAUUGUUUUUUUCUUGGUCUUAUCGAAGGUCCGCAGAGCAUUCGAGUACUCAUUCAGUGUGUAUUAAGGACUUUGACCGCGCUGAUGAUACAUCUAUCACAGAUUACUUAGACACUGCACUAAACCACACUACACAUGAUGAUGUUAAUGCCUUAUGGGCACAAUUUAAAAAGGCAGUCAUAUUCUCAAUUGAACAAUAUGUCCCAUUCCGGAAGGUACGUAAGAACCGUAAAAACCCAUGGAUCUCUAGGGAGAUUAUUCAUAUUAAACGUAGACUCAAGCGACUUAGAAAGCGUAGAGACGUAAUACCUGAGAACUUCAAUGAACUGAAAAGAAAU
Dermacentor andersoni is the source of this 2078-nucleotide messenger RNA. The record is from RefSeq and is a predicted model, not a curated record. NCBI's taxonomy places the organism in Eukaryota, Metazoa, Arthropoda, Arachnida, Ixodida, Ixodidae.